This is a messenger RNA of Thelazia callipaeda (thelaziosis nematode), 537 nucleotides long. NCBI's taxonomy places the organism in Eukaryota, Metazoa, Nematoda, Chromadorea, Rhabditida, Thelaziidae. The record is from the annotation of a GenBank genome assembly.
AUGGCUUCAAAUGCUUUCUUGAAUAUGCUCGGCGAUUUUGCUAGCAUAAACCGAUCACCGGAUUUCAACUCGAAAAGUAGCAACGAUCAUAGUAAAAGCACUAGAGCUCAAGUUGGACGACAGCACUCCCUUAGUUUGGCAGUUGGAGUUGCGGAUGAGCCAGGAUUAUUUACUGUUGAUAAAGAACUAUCAACUCGUCGACAAACAAUGGCAUCUGUAAAUUGUGAUGCAAAAAAAUCUCGAAUAGAUCGUCGAUUAUCAGCACCACCUUCACUAAAAGCUGGAUUAAAGCGGCUGCACAUGAAGUUGGAAAAUCUACAUGAAGCUAUAUUAGCAAGGAAUGGAACCGUGAAGGAGCAAAAAUCGCAUCAGCAAAUACCAUCAGAAGUACACUCGAGAUCGAUCUCACCGUGUCCAGUAUUCCAAGAAUCUUCUAGCAGUUAUUCAUCAUCUGCUGAUCAUUCAAAGGCAAUGCAGACAAUUAUUAUCAGUAAUAUGGGUCAUCGAGGAUCUGUUGUGGUUAUCGAUGAUGAUUGA